AUGGGUUCGAGGGGAUGGAUGUAUACCAAAAUGGUUGGGGUGUUCGUACUCUGCUGCGUUGGAGGUCCAGCACUGAUGUACUACGUAACACCUGCCGAGGGCGAAGUUUUCAAACGCUUCAAUCCUGAUCUCCAAAAGCGCAACCUCGAACUGCGGGAACAACGACUCAAAAACAACGAGGAAUUCGUCUCCAAAUUAAUCGAGUAUUCCAAAUCAGACAAACCUGUAUGGAUUGUCGCUGCGGAGGCUGAGAAGAGAGAGAAGGCCGAAAAAAUGAGAAUGGCAGCGGAGCAGGGAAUGGAGAGGGAGACUAUUAGGGAGCAAAUGAGACGUGCACAGGCAGAAGGAAAGUAA
This is a messenger RNA of Cladophialophora immunda, 354 nucleotides long. RefSeq lists its product as uncharacterized. Gene Ontology annotation, biological process: mitochondrial respiratory chain complex III assembly. Gene Ontology annotation, cellular component: mitochondrial membrane. The coding region runs from base 1 to 354 and encodes 117 amino acids. Lineage: Eukaryota; Fungi; Ascomycota; Eurotiomycetes; Chaetothyriales; Herpotrichiellaceae. The record is from RefSeq and is a predicted model, not a curated record. The transcript is spliced from 3 exons.